Molecule: messenger RNA, 2041 nt
Organism: Moneuplotes crassus
Lineage: Eukaryota; Ciliophora; Spirotrichea; Euplotida; Euplotidae
Source: the annotation of a GenBank genome assembly
UAAUCAGGAAAGAAUGGACUCGAUUUCACAAAUUAUGGUAUAUAUGAUAGGAACAUUCCUCACUUUUAGUGAGGUUAAUAGACUUUCACUCACUUCUAAAAACAUGUUCAAACGCACUGCUGAAGCUAAAAAAUUAUUAGCAAAGAGGGAGGUACUUAGAAUAUUUUCAUCAGAUUUGAAGGAGUUUAGGAUUAUUACCCCGUCCAUCUCUUAUGAACUGAAUAAUAUGGACUAUGCAACUCCAACUUUGAAUGACGGUUAUGACUGGCUAGCUAUACUAAAGGAAGGUCUAAGCAUUGGCUGCGGAAUGCUCCGUCAAAUUAAGCCACAGUUAAGAAAUAGUCUACCAUCCUUCCAUAGUAAUAACUUCUCUAAGCUGGAUACAAUAAUGCAGGAACGUCUUUUCGAAGAACUAAAUCCAGUAUCUGUUCCUAAUGGGGAUAUAAUUUCGCCAGUUAGUGAUCUUGAACUGGAUGAUUUUAACGAAUUAGAAAAUAUGUACUUGCUGCAUUUGUACUAUUAUAAACAUGAUGCUAAUGUGGCCCAGAGCUCACCUAAAAUGACUAAAAUCGCAAAAUUCUAUGACUCAUUAUCCACUUAUGUUCGGUUUUAUUGCAAAAUUCAAAGAAUUUGAAUUAUGAGUACCUAUGAUGAGGACAAGCCACUUCAGUUUUUGUAUGAGUACUCCAUCAGAUGGCAAGCCUACUCUCAUUAUCUUUGGAACUUAUCAGGCCAGCUUGAAAAAUUAGAAGAGAAAAUUAAUAAAUGUUAUUCCCAGAAUUGGCCUGAAAGUACUCAUCAGUUUAGAUUAUAUAAAUUGAUGACCAAGAUUUGGAAUUCCGAAGUAAAUUCGAAGGAGGUUAUCUUUAACCUCAAAGAUAGCUUCAUUUCCACUUUAAACUCCUAUCACAAGGAUUGUCUUCAGCAUCUGAGGGAUAAAUCUGUGAAGAAAGAGACAGUAGGAAUGGAGGCUGUUCUCAAAAUGUUCUUCCAAACUAUUAUUGAUUCUUCUAUAAACCAAAACACCGUUCAUUUCAUUGGAAGUAGCGAUGUCACCUACGAGAAAAUUUACAAUACCUUCGAAACCUUGCUUCUAAAGCACUGCAGUGGAUUUCUAAAAACCGCAUUGGAGAUGGGCUAUCAGUCCAAAAACUUGAAGGCGGUCUGGCCCAUUUUCGAAGAGUAUUCAAAAAUUGUCAGAGUUUUCGCACCAAUUAAAACUCAAAAACAAUUUGAGAAAUCAAAAACUGAAAUGGUAGUCAAAUUCAUCAGAUUCAUCCUCUCCAAGAGGCUGAAACAGUUCAAGUCCUUUGACUUCUCAAAGAUCGAGGCAAAAUGGAACGCAAGCUAUGAGGGAGCCAUGAGCCAUGCCUUUAGUUCGACCAACUCUGUAUUUUUGAAGACACUUGCUAAAGGAAUCAAAGAUAUGAAAUAUGAUGAAGAGAAAUUCCAAAAGUAUUGGCUAAUCAUGGCCGGGAAGGAUUGUGAUUUACUAAGGAAAUUUUAUGAUAGCACCUUAAUGUCUUAUGACAAGCUCUCGAAGACUAUGAAGUCCCAGGAUUGCAAGAUCAAGACAAUCAAGGGAAAGAUGGGCAUCACCGACAAAUUAGAUGUCGAUCAGAUGAAGUUCCUAUCACUCAUGGGAUCAAUUCCAGAUAAGCACGUAGAAGAUAUUAUCUCUGACUACCUCGGGAAGUAUGAACAAAGAGGGGUGAGAAGCCUCUCCACCACUGAGAAUACUUUCAAAGAGUCUUCAUUCAUCACUGCUGUUCUCUGUGAAGGCGAGAAUAGUAAAACUGAUGAUUCUGAGACCUGUGAGGAUAGAGACACUCUUCCUGAGAGUGAAUCUACCAACGACUUGGUUAAUGAAUUUUCUCAAAUUUUCAAAAACAACAAGCAAUGUUGGAUUGAGAGAACUAAAAGUAUGAAGAAAAAACAGGAGAAGAUGAUCUUCCACUCUUUGAGGCAGGAAAGGAGAGCUUCUAUGUAAUCUUUGCUUGCAUAAUCAGUUACGAUAAGGCCUCUACUCUCUAUCGCAUUA